GACUUGCUAGGUCACUAUUGUAGCAGUAAGUCCUCCUGCUUCCCAAGAGAUGGGACCUGUGGCCCAACCACCUUCUAAGCUAUCUGUUGGCCCGUCUCCAUCUACCACAUGUCCCGACAUGUGCCUGAAGUCCGGGAACUCACCCACUCCACUCACAACUCACACACUCACAACACACGCUUGGGCGCCUAAACUUGCAUAGGCCACUCCCUCUCUCGGCUUAAUCUUCGGAAUUUCCAGCUCGCUCCGGCCACCACUCCCAGUCGUGGGUGGAGUCGAAAAGGAUCCGCCCAUUCCAGGGCGCACAAAAAUUGCUCCGCACGACCACGGGUCGUCAUUCGGUCUUCCGCCCAGCUCAGCUCACGAUGUGUCACUCUCGCAGCUCCCUCCCCACCAUGACCGUUCUGCGGGCCCCAACCCCUGUCUCCUCCACCAGCCCCGGACCCCGGCGGGGAUCUGGUCCUGAGAUCUUCACCUUCGACCCUCUUCCGGAGCCCGCGGUGGCCCCUGCCCCGCGCCCCAGCUCCUCCCGCGGGCAUCGAAAGCGCAGCCGUAGGGUCCUGUACCCACGAGUGGUCCGGCGCCAGCUGCCAGUCGAGGAUCCGAACCCUGCCAAAAGGCUCCUUUUUCUUCUGCUCACCGUCAUCUUCUGCCAGAUCCUGAUGGCUGAAGAGGGUGUGCCGGCACCCUUGACUCCGGAGGACACCUCCAGCGGCGCAUCCCCCACGCCCACCCCUGCGCCCCCGGUCCUCGAGUCCCUUAAUCUGACCUCUGAGCCCUCGGACUACGCUCUGGACCUCAGCACAUUUCUCCAGCAACACCCGGCCGCCUUCUAACCGGGACUCCCCACAUCCCCCUCAAAAGAAUCCGAAAAACCAAAGAAACACCAGGUGUACCUGGUGCGCGAGAGCGUAUCCCAAACUGGGACUUCCGAGGCAAUUUUAACUGACAACACUGCAGCGGAGACUCCAGCCCAAGCCUGGGAUUAGAGGAGUACCGACACUCCGGGGCGAGACCGGGUGGGGAAGAGCGUCAUUAAUUUAUUUCUUAUUGAUCCUAAUUAAUAUUUAUAUAUGUAUUUAUGUAUGUUCCCCUAGGUGAUGGAGGGGUGUAUGUAAUAUUUAUUUUAACUUAUGCAGAGGUGUGAGAUGUGCCCCCCUACUGAAAAUGCAGAUCUCUUAGUAUUUGAGCUUUGUGGGAAACGUGGAAGCAGGGCUCCCAGAACUUGGGGAGAUCCUUCUCCCGAGAAGGAAUGGAGAGGAUCUGGGUCCUGGAGAGCGCCCGGGCUGAGGCAAGGAUGGUGGCGGGUCUGAGGUUUAGGGACUGGUAUUCCGUCCUCCAGGAUGUCACCUCCGCGGAUCUAUUGUGUGAGGCUUUGGCGGACUGUUGGGAAUAAGGUCCUUGUCCGAGGAUCUCCUCGAAGUUGCCCCCAAGGGGUGGCUACAGUGUCAAAGGCCGGUGGGCUAUCGGGGGCGGCUGUGGGGUCGCCCGGUAUGUUCUGUGAACACAAAUAAACUCGAUUUACGGUCAGCA
This is a messenger RNA of Leopardus geoffroyi (Geoffroy's cat), 1533 nucleotides long. It is a transcript of the gene IER3, whose product is annotated as immediate early response 3. The record is from RefSeq and is a predicted model, not a curated record. Bases 366 to 836 code for a protein of 156 amino acids. Gene Ontology annotation, cellular component: nucleus. Gene Ontology annotation, biological process: negative regulation of apoptotic process; DNA damage response. The transcript has 2 exons. Lineage: Eukaryota; Metazoa; Chordata; Mammalia; Carnivora; Felidae.